Molecule: messenger RNA, 1757 nt
Organism: Mucor mucedo
Lineage: Eukaryota; Fungi; Mucoromycota; Mucoromycetes; Mucorales; Mucoraceae
Product: kinase-like domain-containing protein
Exons: 12
Coding region: 215-1594 (459 amino acids)
Biological process (GO): protein phosphorylation
Molecular function (GO): ATP binding; protein kinase activity
Source: RefSeq, a predicted model, not a curated record
AAAAAAAAAAAAAAGGGACCCGACUCUUUGUUAAUUCUAGUUGAAUUUCAAUGGUGUAAUGUGCCUGGGAAGGUAAUAAUAAUAAGGGUUCAAAUACAACUAAAACACGCCGGACAUUCAAAGUUGGGUUCAAUACACAGACAAAAGGUUCAAUUUUCACAAUUUCUUUCUUCUUUUUCCUUUUCGGUUAAUUUUUUUUUUAUUUUACAACACUAUGGCUGUCUUUAGUCAACUCAAGAACUUCAUCAAAAGUGGAAAAAGCACUUCUUCUUCAAGCAUAUCUCGACAGUCGACAACACAAAAAUAUGAGACAGCAGCUCGACUGGAAGACUAUGUUUUAAAGUCUAACUUGGCGAGUAGUGGUGCUUUCUCAAAAGUAUACGAAGCUGUUCAACUGUCUACAAACGAAAAAGUAGCAAUAAAAAUUGUUCGCAAAUUAGAAUUAAAUAAUCAACAGCGUAUUAAAAGAAGUACAAAUCAUGAGGACUUGGAUCACCCUUCUAUAAUCAAAUUACUCCAUUUCAUAGAGACAAAAGAGCAUUACUUCCUUAUCUUGGAACUUUGUGAAGGCGGAGAAAUUUUUCAUCAAAUUGUUCGUCUUACGUAUUUCAGUGAAGAUCUUGCUCGUCAUUGUAUUCGUCAAGUAGCUGAAGGUAUUCGAUAUUUACAUGAAGAAAAGGGUGUUGUCACAGACAUUAAACCAGAGAAUUUAUUGUUUGUACCAAUCGAAUUCAAAGAAAGAGAUACACCAUUACCUCCACCUGAAUUUGAUGAGCCCAAAGAAGAUGAAGGCCAGUUCGUAGCCGGUAUUGGUGGCGUAGUUUGGGAUCAACAAACCAUGACACCUUGUGGUACAGUGGGUUAUACUGCACCAGAAAUUGUAAAGGACCAACGUUACUCAAAAUCUGUGAUAUGGGCAAUACCAUUCUUGAGCCCCUGGUGGGAUACAAUUUCGGAUGAAGCAAAGGAUUUAAUAGAAAACUUGCUUCAUCCAUUAUUGCUAGAACCACCAAGCGAUUUACCCAUUGAUUUGACUUCAGUACCCAUGUUUACAGCAUUGGUGGAAAACGUAGGUGUACCUCCUCACCCCGAAACAGAAGCAGAAGAAUUUAAACGCAUGAUUCAAGAACGCAAUAGAGAUGAGGAAGAAUUAGAAGCAGCUGUCCCUUUCCCAUCCGGUAUGUCAGCAUCCGUGAUUAAUUCUCGUGCCAACUCACGCGCAAAUUCACGUGCACCAUCCAUCACUGGAGCUUCAGGUACAACUACUCCCCGUCGAGAUUUUCUCUGGUGUGUCCUCCAUGAAGGAAUGUUUGAUAUUUCUUAUGCUGUGCAUCGUAUGACAGAGGAAAAACAACGAGAUACCUCAAAGAACCGCAGAUCGCUAUUUAUGAGUGCUGUUAAUGGGGAUGACGAUGAUAUAACGGAGGAUGAGAUAGAUUUAGUAACGGAUGAAACUUCUUCAGUCAGACCAGUGAAGAAGACACUCCCAGUAAGCGAAAAGAAGGUCAAAUCAAAUAAGCAACACAAUCUAUUUGAACUGAAUAUGAACAAAGCUACCUUUCCUACUCAUCAAGUUGAUGACUCUCAACAAUAAAUUAGGGCUGGUUCCUUUCUGUUUGAUCAUUUAUAUUCCUGCAUUCUACCACUAUAUCAUUAUCUUGACACACAUUUCCUUUUUCUUUUUCUUUUUCUUUUUUUUUUUUUUAACACUAAUAAUACUAAUAAUAAUAAAAUCAACACUCUUUUUUUUUAUUGAA